Molecule: messenger RNA, 1230 nt
Organism: Gossypium raimondii (Peruvian cotton)
Lineage: Eukaryota; Viridiplantae; Streptophyta; Magnoliopsida; Malvales; Malvaceae
Exons: 4
Coding region: 47-775 (242 amino acids)
Cellular component (GO): chloroplast
Source: RefSeq, a predicted model, not a curated record
AGAAAGAGAGAAAAAACUGAAAAAUCAUCAUUUCAGAUUCUGGGUUAUGGCCACAGCUCUGCCAUCUACAGUAUGGCACGCAACAAAGUUUCAGCCGCAACCUCCGCUUCUUCAGCGUCGGCGCCCCUUAUUAGUCCAAUCCUUUAGGCGGAGCGACUUCGACACCUUCACUCGCCGUAUGGCUUCUGGUGAGGCCUUGAAGGACGCCUGGCGAACCGCCAACGACGGCUUCGAGCAAUUCGUCUUCGAAGCUAAAAAGACCGCUGAACGCUUGGACCGCCAGUACUCCGUUUCCCGCCGGCUCUCCUCCGCCGCCCAAUCCGCUGCGGACCGUGCUCGUGAGAUUGACCGGGAGUUCGAGAUUGGACUCCGUUGGCGGACUUUUUCUAUGGAUUUUAGUAGAAAUUGGCCUAGGUACAGGAAGCAGCUGAAUGAUUUCUUGGAUACUCCAUUGGGAAGAAGUUUUGCUACAAUUUUCUUCCUUUGGUUUGCAUUAUCUGGUUGGAUGUUUCGAUGCUUAAUAUUUGCCACAUGGAUACUACCAUUUGCUGGACCUCUUCUCAUUGGGACUGUUGCCAAUAAUCUUGUUAUUAAGGGUGCUUGUCCAGCUUGUAAGAGACAGUUUGUUGGCUAUAAAAACCAAAUAGUACGUUGUGUGAGCUGUGGAAACAUUGUAUGGCAACCCGAAGGAGACUUCUUUCGCAGAGAUAGCAAGGGCACCAAUUCAAGAAAGUCAGAGCCUGACAUUAUCGACGUUGAAUUUGAGGAGAAAUGACAAGAUGUUCUCAAAUCAUACAAGUGAUCCAUCACUUUUUCUGGAGUCAAACGAGACUGAAAGGCAGUUCUUGCUCACUUCUUUCGAGGUUUGGUUUCUUUGAAAAUCUCGUGUUGCCAUUGGUACCUGUCUGUAGUGUAUAGCAUGAUUCUCAGUUUUAGUCUCUUUAUAUACAAGGAAACUUAAAGAAAGAGGACGCUAAUAUUUUUCUUAUAGAAAAUGUUUCAUUUCAUAAGGUAUAGGUUGUAGUUUGAACUCCGAUGUCUUAAGCCAUCACAAUGCUCUAUGUUUGUAGAAUAAUUUUUGCUUAUAUAUUUGUGUGAAGUGGGAAGAACAAGUAGCAGAAUUUGAUAUGUGAUAAAAGAAGUGGCCUUGUUUAAAUGUAAAUUAAAAUGGUUCAUCCAUUUAUUUUAGGGGUAGGAAGAGUUGGAUUUCAGUAAAAUUGGUGUUCAAUC